AUGGCGCGCGAAAUUUCGUACGAAAUAAACAGAGCACUAUACAAUCGACGUCUCACGACAACGCUGUGGCCUGUGAACACUGAAUUGGGGCUUGGAAGUCGGAAUCGUCGGCGCCAGGUGGCGGCGGCUGUGAUGGAGGUGUGUACUGUGUUGUCGUCCCCCGUCCGUGUGGCCGACGUCGCGUGCGUGCGACCGUGCGCAUGCGUGGGCGGUAGGGUGCGGGUGGUUGUCGCUCCUAACCACGGUUAUGUUGCACAACGGGAAGGGGUCGACAACCUUGCGCUGGAGCCGCGUCGCGUGACCGCGGAUAAUAAUAAUAAUAUUAUGUAA
This is a messenger RNA of Macrosiphum euphorbiae (potato aphid), 330 nucleotides long. The record is from the annotation of a GenBank genome assembly. Lineage: Eukaryota; Metazoa; Arthropoda; Insecta; Hemiptera; Aphididae.